Solanum stenotomum is the source of this 1821-nucleotide messenger RNA. RefSeq lists its product as uncharacterized. The transcript has 2 exons. The coding region runs from base 24 to 665 and encodes 213 amino acids. NCBI's taxonomy places the organism in Eukaryota, Viridiplantae, Streptophyta, Magnoliopsida, Solanales, Solanaceae. The record is from RefSeq and is a predicted model, not a curated record.
CUAGUAAACCAAGUUCCCUGAGAAUGAAAGCCGGGCAACAGCAACAGCAACACCAUUCAUGGAAACUGAAUGUUCAUGCCAAGGCCAAGAACUUCAAUUUCAAAUUGGUAGCUUCCAAUUUCUUACCCAAUUCCAAGUAUUUCCCAUUUUCUCUCAAAUUCAAGUACUGCAGAUUCUUCAUCCAUCUCAAUUCUCAAACAUUCAUCUCUCCGAAUCCCCAGAAACCUAAAUCUUUCAAAUCAAAACUCCAUCGAUUCCUUCAGAGACUCCGCCGACGACGCAAGAACAACAGAGUCACCAGUUCCAAACCAAAGAACAAGGCAGCCAUUUCUCAGAGUUCAGUGGUGUUAGGGAAUCUGGUCCUUUUCCUUCAAUCAAUCUAUCAAGGGGAUAAAGAUGGAAUCUUUAUACUUGGUUCUAUUGUUAUUAUUUGCUUUGCUUCCUUAUUUAAAAAAUUCAUGGCAAGAAAAGCUUGGAUUUUGUUGGUUUUCGUAACUGGUGCCCUAGUUUUUUUCUCGAAUGUGAUGCAUUUCAGAUUCAGAAGCCAGUUUGAUCAUCAGCACUAUCUGUCUGGAUUCUUUUGGAGGGCUUUCAAAAAUGUUGCCUCCUCUGCCUGUUUUUAUAUACUAUCUCAGGUGCUUACUGCUAUAUCUAGACUAAUAUGACUUUUCUAGGGCCAAAGUCUAAUUUGAAUGUGCUAAAUCUGAUUGUUCUGUUGCAAAUUUCAGUGUCAAAUUGUCCUCUUAAUUAGUAUACCUUUGUUGGAAAUUUCAAAGUCAAAUUGUUCUUCUGUUGCUUCAUUUGCUUUCUUUCUAUCUUGAUAUUUUUUCUGUCAUAUUUUGCUUGCAAUCCUGCUUUGAUUACCUUCAAGGAUCUAUUGGAGCCAACCUCUCUACCCUGCAAAGGUAGAGAUUCUGUUGUUUGUGUUCUUUAUAAAGUCAAGUUGUAUGGUUUUACAUAAAUGUUACUCCUAUAUGAGACUAUAUAUUGUAAAACACUGAAGCAUAUGGUGCAAAAAGUGCAUAAUGGAGACAAGGGGAACUGACUGAUAGGGGAAACUGCUGCUAAAUGAAGAUAGGUGGAAUGUGUGACAGGGGGAACAUGUUUGUCUUCAAAGUGUUUGCUGAAAUGAUUGCAUAGUUUGUCAUCAUCAAAAAGGGGAAAAAUGUUAUAACGUUGGAAAAUCAAUUUUGAUGAUUGACAAACUUGAUGAAGGGACCUGGUACCUCCUCUAAAGCAUUUUCGCCAAGUCAAAUAGCAUAACUGUAAAGUGUACUGUGUCUGCACAGUGCGGCAAAGUGGUAUGGCAGUGUAGCAGCAGGACCUACCAAUAAGAAGAGGUUAAGGUUUUUCCCUUUCUCCCUCUCUCAUUGAUAAGAAGACUUGAAAGAGCAAAACCAAAACUUUUGCAACAGUGAAAAAUAUUGCUGUUGUCUCAAAAGUAUGGGCUGUCUCAGCUUCCACAUCAUGAACACCUGAACUAUAAGGGACCUGCUCUUAUCUAUCGAAGUUGUUACUUUAUUCCUUGUUGUUCGGUCUUGGUUCUUGUGCUAAACAUUAUAAAUCUACUCUUAUUUAUGAAGCUUGUAUAGGUAUUGUUUCUUCUCCUUAUCUUUUAGAUUUGAGUUGUUGGCUAUAGUUAGCCGUGGUGUAUUGUUGGAAUCUAUAUCAACUAGAAUUAGUUGGUAUAGUAAGAGAGCAAUACAGUAAUUACACUAGAAUUUUGCAAUAGAGUUGUUGCUCGGGGGAAGGGAUUAAGAAUUCAAUUCCCAGGUUGCAAGAGUUUGUAAUAUGAAACCUUUGUGUUUAGUGACGUUGUUG